AUGCCGAAUACACAGCUCCGUAAGAAGGAAACCGUUUCCAAGGAAUUUAAAGUACUUCAACAGAGCUCUGCCACCACCACCUGCACUGCAACUACGCUACCCUAUACCACCAUCUACUUCCCUGUUCAAAGGCGCUGCAAGGCCAUGCACAUGCUGCUGGCUGACCAGGGCCAGAGCUGGAAGGAGGAGGUGGUGACCAUGGAGACUGGGAUGAAGGACUCACUCAAGGCCUUCUGUCUGUAUGGGCAGCUCCCCAAGUUCCAGGACAGAAACCUCACCCUGUACCAAUCCAGUGCCAUCCUAGGACACCUGGGCUACUCCCUUGGGCUCUACAGGAAGGACCAGCAGGAGGCGGCCUUGCAGGAUGUAGUGAACGAUGUUGUAGAGGAUCUCCACUGCAAAUACAUCCUCCUCAUCUACACUAACUACGAGGCAGGAAAGGAGGAGUAUGUGAAGGCACUAUCAGGUUACCUGAAGCCUUUUGAAACGCUGCUGUCCCAGAAUGAGGGGGGCCAGGCCUUCAUCGUGGGCAACCAGAUCUCCUUCGUGGACUACAACCUGCUGGACUUGCUGCUGAUUCAACAGGUCCUGGCCCACAGCUGCCUGGACUCCUUCCCCCUGCUCUCAGCCGAUGUGGUAUGCCUCAGUGCCAGACCCAAGCUCAAGGCAUUCCUGGCGUCCCCCAGAGCAUCAAUGGCAAUGGGAAGCAGUGAGAGCUUAUGGAACCCUGGGUGGGAAGCUGGGGGGCUGCCUGACUUCCUUUCUCCUUGA
Molecule: messenger RNA, 771 nt
Organism: Nyctereutes procyonoides (raccoon dog)
Lineage: Eukaryota; Metazoa; Chordata; Mammalia; Carnivora; Canidae
Product: glutathione S-transferase P-like
Exons: 2
Coding region: 1-771 (256 amino acids)
Biological process (GO): glutathione metabolic process
Cellular component (GO): cytosol
Molecular function (GO): glutathione transferase activity
Source: RefSeq, a predicted model, not a curated record